This is a messenger RNA of Nicotiana tabacum (common tobacco), 501 nucleotides long. The record is from RefSeq and is a predicted model, not a curated record. Lineage: Eukaryota; Viridiplantae; Streptophyta; Magnoliopsida; Solanales; Solanaceae.
AUGGGAAAUAUGAUACCGCCAAAAGGGUCUGUAGCAGCUUCCUCCUCACUAACACGACCUCAUGAGCAAGUAUCAGGUGAGGGUAUCAAAGUUGAUAGUCGAAAGGUUGAGGCACUCAAAAAUUGGCCAAGGUCCACAAAUCCUACCGAGGUGCGCAGUUUCUUGGGCCUAGCCCAUUACUAUCAAAGAUUUGUGGAGAUUUUCUCAUCAAUAGCUACUCCCCUGACGAAGUUAAUACAGAAGUCAGCUACGUUCCAGUGGACCGAUGGUUGUGAGAAGAGCUUCCAAGAGUUAAAGAACAGGUUAACCAUGGCACCAAUUUUAACUCUUCUUGAAGGACCCGAAGGCUAUGUCAUAUAUUGUGAUUCCUCUAUAGUAGGAUUGUGUGGCGUACAUAUGCAACACGAUAAGCUUAUUGCAUCUGCUUUAAGGCAGCUGAGAAGUCAUGAGCAAAAAUAUCUGACCCAUGAUCUGGAGCUAGCAACUGUCAUUUUGCUCUAA